CUGCCCUCCCGGGAGCCCACGUGGAGUAGAGUCUUGGCCGAGCGGCCUGGGAUCAAGGUCUUCCCGGCGCAUCCCCCAGCCGCGGAGGCCCCGCCCCCAAACGUCCGCGCUGCCUCCUCCUGCUCGCCGAUGGAAGCAGGUAGCUCCACCUUCCGAUGGAGGAAAAGUGCCCCGUAACGAAGCCGGGCAGCGAAGUGCCCGCCUUAAAGGUGAGAAAGGUGAGAAAGAAAGCUUUUCGGAGGCUCCGCCAGGCUCGCGCUGUCCUUCCGUCCCGGGCCGAAGGUCCCGUCUACGCCACGAGUGAAUCAUUAACGUUCUGCUUCUGUAAGCGGCUCGUGCUUUUCUUCUCGCUCCGCGGCUCUGAGAGCUUGUGAGACCCCACACGCCCAGCAGGAUGCAGCUGCCGGUUUUUGUGGUGGACGCGUUUACGGGGGAAGCUUUCCGGGGGAACCCCGCGGCGGUCUGCCUCCUAGAAAACGAACUGGAUGAAGAAACGCACCAAAAAAUUGCAAGAGAAAUGAAUCUUUCGGAAACAGCUUUUAUCCAGAAGCUACAUCCGUCGGACAACUUUACCCAAAGUUCCCGCUUUGGGCUAAGGUGGUUCACCCCAGCGACUGAGGUCCCUCUCUGUGGUCAUGCUACAUUGGCUUCCUCGGCUGUGUUGUUUCACAAAAUAAAAAAUGUGAAUCAGACGGUAACUUUCGUCACUCUGAGUGGGGAGCUGAAGGCCAGACAGGCAGAAGACGGAAUCAUCAUGGAUCUGCCCCUGUAUCCGACGCAGCCCAAGGAUGUUAAGGAAGUCCAGGACUUAAUCAAGGUGGCUCUGUGCAACGUACGGGUGCAGGAUGUACGUUAUUCUCCAGACACCAAGAAACUCCUAGUUCGCAUUGAUGAUUCCUAUGGAAGGUCCUUCCUGGAGAACCUGGAAGUGAAUGCAAGCAAUCUGACAAAGGUGGAAAAUACAGGGAAAGUGAGGGGACUCAUCCUCACCCUGAAAGGAGAGGGGAGCGGAAAGCCCCAAGGUUAUGAUUUCUACUCCAGAUAUUUCGCCCCCUGGGUCGGUGUGGCGGAAGACCCUGUCACAGGGUCUGCCCAUGCCGUGCUCAGCAGCUACUGGUCACAGCAGCUGGGGAAGAAGGAGAUGCGGGCUUUCCAGUGUUCUCGCCGUGGGGGAGAGAUGAAGGUUUCCUUGCGGGAUGGUGGAAGGAUUGACAUUACUGGUCAGACAGCUUUGGUUCUGGAAGGGAAGCUGACCAUUUGAAAGUCAACAUGUCAAGAGUUAUUACUUCUGGUCACUUUUGCAUAGUU
Messenger RNA from Sarcophilus harrisii (Tasmanian devil), 1308 nucleotides. It is a transcript of the gene PBLD, whose product is annotated as phenazine biosynthesis like protein domain containing. Gene Ontology annotation, biological process: biosynthetic process. Bases 395 to 1261 code for a protein of 288 amino acids. Gene Ontology annotation, molecular function: isomerase activity. The transcript has 9 exons. Gene Ontology annotation, cellular component: cytoplasm. NCBI's taxonomy places the organism in Eukaryota, Metazoa, Chordata, Mammalia, Dasyuromorphia, Dasyuridae. The record is from RefSeq and is a predicted model, not a curated record.